AUGGUCAUCCGAAAUACCGAGACGUCUAUCCUCCUGCCAACAUGGCUCCAGAUGCAUCAACCAGACUCGAUCUCAACAUGGCUGUCAGAAAAUACACCGGCCAAAGCGUCCCUCGGCACGCCCUUGUGCCACCUCGUCGACAAGUUCAAGCCUGACUUUGCAUUCAAGGACCGACAUCGUUACCACCUCGUCAGGACGGCUGCCGGGACCGUGGCCUUGCAUCGCCACGACGAUCUCAUUGGAUGCGUCCGCACUGCGAGUUUCAAAUCGAGUCAGCCAGCUUCUUCCCGGUUUCUUUGGAAGAACGAAGUCGAUAUAGUAGCAGUUAGACACUGGCUUACGACAUGCAUCACAAACCACUUCAACUGCCGUCUCCAAGGGAGCCGUGACCUUCCCCGGAGCAUGAAGGUCAUAGAUUGCAUGGACGCUCGUGUUGUCCCCUGGAAGCCAGGAAUGAAGUUCGCGGCACUGAGUUAUACGUGGGGCUCUGACACCGGCCCGACCCUGGCAGAGGGAGAGACGCUGCCGGCAGCCCUGCCACGGACGGUAGAUGAUGCCAUCCAACUGAUCAAAAGACUCGGGCUCCCCGAUCUUCGAUAUCUUUGGGCCGACCGGUAUUGCAUCGACCAGCAUCGCCUUGACGAGAAGCACGACCAAAUCCAGCAAAUGCACAAAAUCUUCUCGAACGCAGACCUCACCAUCAUAGCAGCCCAUGGAGACAACGUGGACUCGGGACUGCCGGGGAUUGGAGCUACGCCGAGGGCGCCGCAGUCGUUCAUUGCCACUGCCGAUGGGGCCCUGGUUUUCGUCGAAGCCAACAUGAAGUCCAUCACUCAAUCGCCGUGGAUGACGCGAGGCUGGACUUUCCAAGAAGCUUGCUUCUCUCGGAGGCGUCUUUUCUUCACGUCAGAACAGGUCGUGUUCGAAUGUGCAGACAUGACGGCGCAGGAAGUGCUGCGAAUACCGCUCAGGCACGGCGCUGGGUGCACGUUGAAACCGCUUUUCGGCGUGCACCUGUCGAACGUCAUGGGAGAGCAGAGGAGACCUUUCCCGUACUAUGUUGAAGAGUACUCUCGACGGGUCCUUAGGUACGACUCGGAUGCGCUCAACGCUUUCAGUGGGAUUCUCCAUGCGUUGGAGCAGUGCGAACCGCGACUGCACCAUCUCUGGGCCAUCCAGAUCAACAAUGGCCGCUGCAUGUCUCUUUUGUGGGAUAUGCAGCAUGACUUCGACAUGUCGCAACGCCGUUGGGAUUACCCUUCGUGGUCCUGGCUCGGCUGGAAAGGGCCAGUGACUUUCUCGAGACUGAAAGUCGACACGGCUCCCGACGUAGCAAUAUGGGUCGAGCGCUUGGAUGGCAUUUUGCGCCCGAUCGCCUCCAUUUCCGACGCAGAACACGUCACGCAAAACCCCGGUGAAUAUUCUCGAUACAUUCACAUCGAGGCUUGCGCUUUCGACGUCAAGGUGUGCCUCCUUGGAGACGUGGUCGCGCUUGAGCGGGAAACCUCGGACGGCACCAGCAGCAGGGCGGUCAUUCAGAGAGGCAACAGCUCCCUUCUAAAGAGCCAGCUGGUCGGCGAGUCUCUGCAAGCAAUCCUGCUCAAUCGCCAUGAGCUCUCGGACGGAAUCAGGAAUGUCGCGACGCUUCUGCUAGUCAAGCAGAACAAGAAUGGCACGGCGAGUUCCCGGGUCGGGGUGUGCGAAGUCAAGUGGUAUCCUUUUGGGUAUUUUGCUGAAAAGUCGGGGCGAGUGAAGAUGACGCGGCUGGGGUGA
Lasiodiplodia theobromae is the source of this 1773-nucleotide messenger RNA. RefSeq lists its product as uncharacterized. The record is from RefSeq and is a predicted model, not a curated record. The coding region runs from base 1 to 1773 and encodes 590 amino acids. NCBI's taxonomy places the organism in Eukaryota, Fungi, Ascomycota, Dothideomycetes, Botryosphaeriales, Botryosphaeriaceae. The transcript has a single exon.